This is a messenger RNA of Pichia membranifaciens NRRL Y-2026, 1311 nucleotides long. RefSeq lists its product as hypothetical. Gene Ontology annotation, biological process: biotin biosynthetic process. The transcript has a single exon. NCBI's taxonomy places the organism in Eukaryota, Fungi, Ascomycota, Pichiomycetes, Pichiales, Pichiaceae. Bases 1 to 1311 code for a protein of 436 amino acids. The record is from RefSeq and is a predicted model, not a curated record. Gene Ontology annotation, molecular function: pyridoxal phosphate binding; S-adenosyl-L-methionine:8-amino-7-oxononanoate transaminase activity.
AUGCAAAAAGUUGAAUCAUUAUUGAAAUAUGAUAGGGAGCAUGUCUGGCAUCCUUACACCUCUACUAUUAAUCCAUUGCCAUGUUAUCUGGUUGAUUCAGCACACGGUGUAAAAAUAAAUCUUGCCACAGGCGAAACCUUGAUUGAUGGAAUGAGUUCUUGGUGGGCUGCAAUUCAUGGAUACAACCACCCAGAACUAAACGAGGCCGCCGUAUGCCAAUUGCAGAAAAUGUCACAUAUUAUGUUUGGAGGAUUAACGCAUCAGCCAGCAAUUGAAUUGGUUAAAACACUAAUUGAUAUGACACCACCGGAGCUAGAGCACUGCUUCCUUGCGGAUUCUGGAUCGGUUGCAGUUGAGGUGAGUAUGAAAAUGGCAUUCCAGUAUUGUGACACCAGAUUCGGCCUUGAUGAAGCAUGUCAGAAAAAGAAAUUCAUGACAGUAAAUUAUGGGUACCACGGUGAUACCUUUGGUGCCAUGUCGGUAUGUGACCCUGUUAAUUCAAUGCAUAGCUUAUAUUCUGGUUACGUGAGAGAAAAUAUAUUUGUCAAACCUCCGAAAUGCCGGUUUGGUGACGCAUGGGAUGAAAAGUACAUUGCCUCGUUUGCAAAAGCUAUUGAAAAACACCACCAUGAGGUUAUUGCAGUAAUUAUUGAGCCUAUUGUACAAGGUGCUGGUGGUAUGAGAAUAUAUCACCCAGAAUACUUAAAACAAAUUCGUCAAUUGUGUACCAAAUAUGAGGUGUUGCUAAUCCUCGAUGAAAUUGCAACAGGUUUCGGUAGGACAGGAAAGCUUUUUGCUUAUGAACAUGCUGACAUCACCCCUGAUAUUCUAUGUGUUGGAAAAGCAUUAACUGGAGGAUAUUUGACAUUGAGUGCGGUGCUUUGUACAAAAGAAGUUGCAGGGCUUGUUUGCUCUGGUCGUGCAAAGGGCUUUAUGCAUGGCCCAACCUUUAUGGGCAAUCCUCUUGCUUGCAGCAUUGCAUUGAAAAGUUUAGAACUUAUCAAAAGGGGUAGUUGGAAAACUCAAGUACAAGCUAUAGAGUCUUCAUUCAAAUCUGCAUUGCCCGCAUUGCGAGAUCUUGACAUUGUUAGAGAUGUAAGGAUUAUUGGAGCUAUUGGUGUAAUCGAAUUAACGGUUAUGGUUGAUGCAAAAUGGUUUCAAGAGCAAUUUGUUCAAAGAGGAGUUUGGGUAAGACCUUUUGGAAAGCUUGUUUAUAUGAUGCCACCUUUCAUCAUUAAUGAUUCAGAGCUAGGAAAACUAAUAAAAUCCGUCGUUGAUGUUAUCAGACUUUUUGCCUCUAUUAAAACUUAG